GUAUAUUAAUGUAAAUACAUUGCAAAUAAUUAAGAGAAAAAAUGACACAUAUCAAAUAUUAAAAGUGCCAAAUGUCAAAAACUUCUAUUUUUGGUGCACGUUUGUUUAAUUGGUGCACGUUUGUGUUCUAAUUUUUGCAUGGCCUUUAAAACUUCUAUUACAUAAAUAAACAAAAAAAAAAAACUAUAAAUAACUACACCUUCAUGUUCUUUAAAUUCAUAUUACUCCGAAGUACAUUUUAGAUUUAAAAAAAAAAAAUGAAUCGCCUCAUAGCUUUUUUGUUAAUCAUUGCUUUGUCUUUUGGAUUAAAUGAAGCUUGCGAAGAUUGCACAAUAAUAUUUCGAAACGCACUCGGUCCUGGUACUCUUCUCAAAGUCAAUUGCGAAUCCAACAGUAAAAAUCGAGUCACCGGCACAGUGAAAUUCAAAAGUAUGCCAGUUCGUAUAAAUUUCCGUGAGGCUGCAUUUGAAAGAACAACAUGGCAUUGCUUAGUGCAACAAGGGAAGUCUUUUCAAUACUUUAGAGCAUACAGAGGAAGUGCUCCAAUUCCUCGAUGUGGUGAGUUACGUGUAUAUAUUGCCAAACGUGAUGGGAUUUAUUUAUCCGCAAAUGCUGGUCCAGAAAAGCUCGAUCAACGUUGGACGACAAACUAAUGUUUUUUUUUCUUUUCCGUAAUGCUAAUUUAUGUUUAUGAAGCUCAAGCUUUCUUUCGAUUUUGGUGCUUAAUUAAUAGACACAAAUAUGUAACAAAAGUAUGAAUCCAUUGAAUAUAAUGUAUCAUGUAUGAAUCUGCA
This is a messenger RNA of Arabidopsis lyrata subsp. lyrata, 794 nucleotides long. Its product is annotated as S-protein homolog 15. Lineage: Eukaryota; Viridiplantae; Streptophyta; Magnoliopsida; Brassicales; Brassicaceae. The record is from RefSeq and is a predicted model, not a curated record. The transcript has a single exon. Bases 258 to 653 code for a protein of 131 amino acids.